Messenger RNA from Penicillium antarcticum, 2457 nucleotides. RefSeq lists its product as uncharacterized. Lineage: Eukaryota; Fungi; Ascomycota; Eurotiomycetes; Eurotiales; Aspergillaceae. The coding region runs from base 1 to 2457 and encodes 818 amino acids. The transcript has 2 exons. The record is from RefSeq and is a predicted model, not a curated record.
AUGGCCGAGUCGAGAGAAUCACAGCAUUCGCUGCUUUCAGCGGACUCGCUGGAUAAUCCACCACAGCGGUCUUGGGGUCCGCUCGGUCGCUUAUCUUUCGAACAGGACUAUGUCUACCACGCUACCGAGCGUCAGUCCGAGGAUGUGGUCCGCGAUAUUGGAUUGGGGAUUUCCAAUCGUUCUGGUGACACUAUUCCUCGUUAUGAUCGCGCAUCAAUAGACAGCUCUGCGACAACAACACCGCAUUCUAUUCCCAAGACCCCGCUGUCUCCGCAUUCUCCCACGAAAUGUCCGAAUCGAACGACAGUGCUGCAAAAACGGCUUUCGUGGAUCCCGUUGACUAUCUUUGUGUUGGCUCUGUAUGCUACUAUCUUUUCGGGCAUUUAUCUCGCCAUUGCAUUGCGCAAGCCUCGAUGGAGUAAUAUCUCCAGUGGUGGACCCAUGGUGCCGUCUACUGCUAACUUGUUGAGCGCGUUCUUUGCAAAGACUAUUGAGUUGGCAUAUGUCACUGUUUGUGUGGCAUUUCUGGGCCAGGUGCUUAGCCGGCGUGCUUUGAUGACCGAUUCUCGAGGAAUUAGCAUUUCAGAUAUGAAUAUGAGAGCAUGGAUCAUGCAGCCUGGCUCCAUGAUUGUGCAUUGGGAAACUCUGCGAUACUCUGCGCUUACUUUUCUUGGUGCGAUCGCGCUUGUUGCAACAUUCGUGGCGAUGCUAUACACCACCGCCGCGCAGGCGUUAGUUGCACCCAAACUCACCCCCGGUCCCGUCGAGCCAAAGGUCUUUCACGGCCAAGUAUUCGCUAGCUUUGGCAACCCAUUUUAUCUUGCCUCAAACUGCAAAACCCCAGUCACAAACCAAAUGGACCCAGACAACCGCAACACCACAUGUCUUCAGAUCGAACACGUCGGCCACGCCUAUCAUAACUAUCAGCAAUGGAUAACGAAAUGGAGCUCCGCGGUUGCGAACAACAACGCAACUUCGACAAAUCUGCAUAACCGCCCACAGCCAACAGGCUCCCUUUGGGAUAAUACCACAGUCACAGGGAGCUGGAUCCAGAUUCAGAACAUAACAACCCUCUCGAAGAAACACAAAAGAAUGGUCAACAACAUAACAAUGGCAAUGCCGCAUGGCGGAAUCACAGCAGCAGCAAUGGACCCCCUGAACAAAAUUGAACAACCUAAAUCAGCAUCAGCAUCCGGCGAAGGAAAAUACACCCUAGAUGCCUCCGUCCCUUCUCCAGCCAUAAACGUUCUUUGCGCAGGAAUGACCGAAAAAGAACUCGAACCCCUAGUUUACUCCUCCUGGCCCGGGGGCCAAAAGUUCGACCCAACAUCUUGGAGCGUCCAACCGCCCGACGACGUCCCGCGGACCCCGUCCUGGCUCAACAGAACAGUCGUCGACGACCUCUUCGAAUUCGGCCCGAAACACGGCCAGCGCCCACCGAUCUUCGGCAAAUACCCAAAACCCUACAACACAAUCCUCAACACAACAGGUCUCUGGCCCGCAAACUCGAUCUAUCUCCUCGGCGCCUCAAACACAACAAACCCAGCAUACGUGCUCUGCUCUCUUCGCGCAAAACAAACAGGCGUCUGCUCAACUCGGUACAGCGCCGCAUCAAGUGGUGCAUUCCUCAGCUCGAUAUGCGAGCAUCCCACUAAUGAAGUACAAUAUAAUCGCCGAUAUGCAAGACGCGAGUUUGAGGAAGGUGCCUGGGAACCCGAUUACAAGAAUGUUGUGUCAGUGUGGGCGAAUGCGUUGAGUCUGGGUGCAGGUGUUUCAGAUGGCGAGGCUAGUAAUGCCCGACUGCUUAUGCAGAUGAUGCCAAAGUAUGACAACGUGACCGAUAGUUUCUCGCUUGAUCCGCGGAUGCCUUCUAUCGGAGAGGGUUUGGCGGUCAUGGCUGGGAGUACUUUGAUUCUCAGUUCGCAGGAUGCGCCGUUUGUACAGGGGUGGAAUUAUAGUCUUGCCGAGCAUAAUGUGUUGAGUGAGGGUGUUUAUCAGUAUUUUGAUGGGGAGCUUCAGGCUGUUGGCUAUGCUUCUGGGUGGACGGAGCGGUGGCAGGGGGUUUUCUAUGUUAUUCUGGUGUUUGCGUUUUUGACAAGUGCUGUUUGUUUGGGAUUUGUGAUCUUCGAGGCGAGGGGACGGCAGAUUACUGACUUUACCGAGCCGCAGAAUUUGUUUGCUUUGGCUGUCAACAGUCCGCAGACGGAGCAGUUGAAGGGGGCUUGUGGGUGUGGGCCUUGGGGGAAACAACUGAAAGAGAGAUGGUUUAUUGGGAUGGAGGAGGAGGAUGAGCAUUAUUAUAUUCGGAGUAAGAUGGAGGGGAAUACCCCGUAUCUUGGGGCUGCGGCGAGGAUGGAACAGAUGGAGGUUGAGGACGGGGCAAAGGGGUUGAGUCCUGCUGUUGAUGAAUUCCGGAAGGUGUCGAAGAGGAAUUCGUAUUUGGCGAGGUUUUAUUAA